AUGUCUGUUGAUGAGCGAAUAAAAGUUGCAAAAGAUAAUCACGUGUGUUUCAGCUGCUUGAAGAAAGCGGGUCGGGAUCAUCGUCAGGCAAAUUGCAGCAGGCGAAAGCAAUGCACCAAGUAUGAAAAUGGAGUCCAGUGCACAUCCAGUCACCAUCCACUGCUGCACAAUUCAGGUGCAACCAUUGCAUUAGUAACUGGUCUAAACGACUCAAUCCUACCAGUUAUUUCUGCCAACAUUUGCGGAUCAAAUGGUCUCUACAAGCGCGGCAACGUUCUUCUGGAUACUGGAUCUCAGAUAAGUCUAAUCCGCAGCGAAACGGCGGAGAGUCUCGGUCUGAAAGGGAAAGACAUCUCCGUUAACAUCGUAAAAAUAGGUGGAGAGGAAGAGUCAAUCUGCACAAAGAGCUACAAAGUUCAAGUAAGCAGAAUCGGAGAAUCAAAGAAGUACACAAUCACUGCAGUUGGAAUACCAUAUAUCAGUGAGGAUGUCAAAGGAAUCAAUACCAGGAAUGCAAUCGAAAAACUCGGAUUACCAAAGGAUAAGGUGAAGCGUGGAAAGGGCCAAGCCGACUUACUUGUUGGAAUCGAUCAUUCAUACAUGCACACGGGUCAAACGAAGCAAGUCGAACAUGUGGUCGCGAGAGAAUCGCCACUCGGCUGGGUUCUGUUCGGAUCAUCAACGGGACAGUCAUACAAUGCAACAACAACUGUGUUACACGUGAGGUACCCAGAAGCAGUUGAUUUAUCAGAAUUUUGGGCAACCGAAGCCAUGGGAGUAACAGUAAAGCCGUGCACCUGUGAAGCUGAAAAAUCGAGCCAAUCCGAAAGAGAAGAAAAGCAAGUGAUUGAACAGUCUGCAAAAAAGGUUGGAAAGCAGUGGAUGAUUCCAUAUCCAUGGAAGAAAAACCCCCAAGACUUACCAGACAACAGAAUCCAGGCAUUGAAACGACUAGAGUCAACUGAGCGUCGAUUAUUGAAAAUUCCUACGCAAGCAGCAGCGUACAACAACAAGAUGACAGAAAUGGAAAACAUGGGGUUUUCUCGAAAGUUAUCCGAGAAGGAAGUUAAAGAACACAAACAACCAUUCCAUUACAUCUCCCACCAUGCAGUUCUAAGACCUGACAGUACGAGCACCCCGGUUCGUAUCGUGUUCAACUCGUCCGCUACGUUCCUAGGACAUAAGCUCAACGAUUAUUGGCAAAAGGGGCCUGAUCUUCUGAACUCUCUAUUCGGAGUUAUUCUCCGUUUUAGGGAAAAUAAAGUUGCCCUCACUGCUGACAUCUCAAAGAUGUACCACCGAGUCCUUAUUUCUGUCGAAGAGCAGCACGCACACCGAUUCCUAUGGAGGGAUUUAGAGAUUGAUAGACCUCCGGACACUUUCGUUAUGAACGUACUUACGUUCGGUGACAAACCUGCACCAGCGAUGGCCCAAGUUGUCUUGCGGAAAACUGCAGAUGAAGGAGCAUCACAGAACCCGAGAGCAGCAAAAGUUAUAAUGGACAAUUCUUACAUGGACGAUAUUCUGGAUUCAGUUGCUACAAAUGAAGAAGCAAUCGGGUUGAUUAAAGCAAUCGACAGCAUCCUUGAUAAUGGCGGGUUUCAUGAGAAGGGAUGGCAAUCAAACGGAGAGUUGAACAGGAAAGACGAGCAAGAAGAUGGUAAUGAAGUUGAUGUUCCUCAUGGAAAACAAGAGUCAAAAGUGCUCGGCCUGGCCUGGAACAAGAAAGAGGAUGUGCUUUAG
Messenger RNA from Xenia sp. Carnegie-2017, 1743 nucleotides. RefSeq lists its product as uncharacterized. Gene Ontology annotation, molecular function: aspartic-type endopeptidase activity. The transcript has a single exon. The record is from RefSeq and is a predicted model, not a curated record. The coding region runs from base 1 to 1743 and encodes 580 amino acids. NCBI's taxonomy places the organism in Eukaryota, Metazoa, Cnidaria, Anthozoa, Malacalcyonacea, Xeniidae. Gene Ontology annotation, biological process: proteolysis.